GCGAUGACGGAUUCCAAGAAGAUUGUAUUGAAGUCUUCAGAUGAUGUUUUAUUCGAUAUGUAUGAAUCAAUCGCUGUUCAAUCGCAAACGCUCAAACACAUGAUUGAAGAUGAUUGUGCAAAUAAUACAAUUCCUAUUCCAAAUGUCAACAGCAAGAUUUUGGCUAAGGUUUUGGAGUUUUGUAAUAAACAUGGAGAGGCUAUUCUUAGGUCUGAGGAAUUCUCUUGUAAUCAAGAACUCAAGAUAUCUUUUGAAGAAGAACUCAAGAAAUUUGAUUCAGAAUUCUUGCAAGUGGAUCAGGGGACUCUGUUCGAUCUCAUUAUGGCUUCAAAUUACUUGGAGAUACAAGAACUAUUGGAUUUAGCUUGUGAGACUGUGGCAAGUAUGAUAAAGGGAAAGAAACCUGAGGAGAUAAGGAAAAUGUUUAACAUCAAGAAUGAUUUCACUACAGAGGAGGAAGAAGAACUUCUUAAGGAGAAUUCUUGGGCUUUUGAUCAAUAA
This is a messenger RNA of Impatiens glandulifera, 501 nucleotides long. RefSeq names its product SKP1-like protein 1B. The transcript is spliced from 2 exons. Gene Ontology annotation, biological process: SCF-dependent proteasomal ubiquitin-dependent protein catabolic process. NCBI's taxonomy places the organism in Eukaryota, Viridiplantae, Streptophyta, Magnoliopsida, Ericales, Balsaminaceae. Bases 4 to 501 code for a protein of 165 amino acids. Gene Ontology annotation, cellular component: cytoplasm; nucleus. The record is from RefSeq and is a predicted model, not a curated record. Gene Ontology annotation, molecular function: cullin family protein binding.